AUGCCGAAGAACAAGGGUAAGGGAGGCAAGAACCGCAAGAGGGGCAAGAACGAGGCCGACGACGACAAGCGCGAGCUGGUGUUCAAGGAGGACGGGCAGGAGUACGCGCAGGUGACGCGGAUGCUCGGCAACGGCCGCUGCGAGGCCAUAUGCGUCGACGGCACCAAGCGCCUCUGCCACAUCCGGGGCAAGAUGCACAAGAAGGUCUGGAUCGCCGCCGGGGACAUCGUCCUCGUCGGCCUCCGCGACUACCAGGACGACAAGGCCGACGUCAUCCUCAAGUACAUGAACGACGAGGCCCGCCUGCUCAAGGCCUAUGGGGAGCUCCCCGACACGCUCCGCCUCAACGAGGGCGUCGACGUCGACGGCCCCGAGGAGGGCGAGGGCGACAGCGACUACAUCCAAUUCGAGGACGAGGACAUCGACAAGAUCUAA
Triticum turgidum subsp. durum (durum wheat) is the source of this 435-nucleotide messenger RNA. NCBI's taxonomy places the organism in Eukaryota, Viridiplantae, Streptophyta, Magnoliopsida, Poales, Poaceae. The record is from the annotation of a GenBank genome assembly.